Molecule: messenger RNA, 2231 nt
Organism: Cuscuta europaea
Lineage: Eukaryota; Viridiplantae; Streptophyta; Magnoliopsida; Solanales; Convolvulaceae
Source: the annotation of a GenBank genome assembly
UUUUCCCUCAUUCAAAGAGAGAGACCGUCUUCUUGUCUUCAUCGUCAAUAUCAUCACUUGAUUAGUAUUUCAGCUCCUCCCUCCAUUCUUCAUAGUAUAAUCUGUUGCUUAUCCUGUUCCCUGGAGUCUCAUUUCUGUGACAAGCUAAGGUCGGGGUAGAACGCAUGAAAUGGAGGCUCUAAUCCAAGAACUCUUUACCACAUCAAAUGAUUUGGUCUACAAUCACCACUCUAAACCAGUGGAUCCAAGGUAUAUAAGUGGGCAAAGAUUCUUCAGUCUUAGUAGUAGUAGUAGUAGUUUCUUGGUAAAUAACAGCCUUGUCCAGAACGAAUCUGCUACAAAAGAGGAGGAAGAGGAGGAUGGUGAAGGGGACUCCCCAGCUGCCACUCUAAAGUACAUAAGGCAGAUGCUAAUGGAGGAAGAUGACUUGGAGAACCAGCCUUGCAUGUUCAGGGACUGCAUGGCUCUCCAAGCCACUGAGAAACAUUUAUCUGAUGUGCUCAACGGUAUAGACAGCCCGCCUGACGUUUUUUCACGCAGUGAUCAUCUGAGUAACUCUUUGUCCAGUGACUCGAGCCCAUUUGAGAGCCAAAACAGCCUGUUAUCUCUGGCAAGCAGAGGAGGAGUGGAGGAGACUGAUAGAGACGAUUCACCUUUAAACGGAAAAAGAAACCACGAAAAUUCAUCGUCCGAAAUUGAUUCUGCAGAAAACCAGAGGAACAACAAGCAACUGGCAGCAGGUUAUUUGGAAGAACCCGAGCUGUUAGAUGAUACAUACUACGACGCCCUUUUCUGUCCCUCUAAGAAAGUAGACAAAUCUGAAUUCAAGGCAGGAGGUAGAAACCGGCGUGGGAAAAAGAAAGCAGAAACCAAAAAGGAAUUUGUGGAUCUCAGAGGCUUGCUCACCCAAUGUGCACAGUCCAUGGCCAAUUAUGGCAUCAGGGCAGCUAAUGAGACUCUUAAGAAAAUAAGGCUGCACUCUUCUCGCCAUGGCAAUGAAACUGAGAGGAUGGCCUUUUACCUUGCUAAUGCGCUCGAGGCAAGAUCAAAUGGAACGGGGACAUCAUUGUACGCAUCUAACCAUCCCAACAAUAACUCCGCUGCAGAUAUCGUGAAAGCUUACCAGAUGUAUUUCAACGCAAUCCCCUUCAAGGUAGUGUCAGGUAUGAUUGCAAACAGACACAUUAGGAAGCUUACAGCAGGAGGAGCUACCAGUCUGCAUAUCAUAGAUUUUGGUAUUCUGUAUGGUUUUCAAUGGCCAUGUCUCAUCCAAGGCCUCUCAAUGAGGCCCGGUGGGCCUCCAACGCUUCGAAUUACUGGGAUAGAUUUUCCUCAGCCCGGGUUCCGUCCUGAAGAGCGGGUCAAAGCCACUGGUGUUCGACUGGAAAAGUACUGCAAGAGAUUCAACGUUCCAUUUGAGUUCAAAGCCAUAGCAAGGAAAUGGGAAAGUAUAACACUCGAAGACCUUGAGAUCAACAGGGAUUGUGAUGUGCUGGUUGUCAACUGUUCAGACAGGCUAGGGAACGUGUUGGAUGAGACGGUGGUGCCAAACAGCCCCAGGGACAUGGUACUCAAUCUGAUCAAGAACAUCAAUCCAGAUAUGUUCACCCAUGGGAUUGUAAACGGGACCUACAAUGCCCCGUUCUUUGACUCGCGUUUUAGGGAGGCACUCUUUCACUUUUCCUCACUGUUUGAUAUGUUUGAGGUGACUGUGCCGAGUGAAGACAAGGACAGGUUACUCUUUGAGGAAAUGGUGUUUGGCACAGAAUUGCUAAAUGUGAUAGCUUGUGAAGGAACACAGAGAGUAGAGAGGCCAGAGACAUACAAGCAAUGGCAAGCACGAAGCCUUAGGGCUGGAUUCCAGCAACUGCCACUUGAUCAAGAGAUUGUCAAGUUAGUAAAGGAGAAAGUGAAAUUGGAUUACAACAAGAACUUCUCUGUGGAAGAAGAUGGGAACUGGUUGUUGCAAGGAUGGAAAGGAAGGGUGCACCAUGCUGUCUCCUGUUGGAAGCCUAAUAACAACUAGUGAUUUUGUUUUUUUUUUGUUUUAAACCGAAUUAAGGCUUGUCCAUUAUUCUUAGUAAUAUAGAAUAAAGCUUUAUCAUUCCAUUAAGUUGGUAAUAUGAAACUUCCUGUUUAAUUAACUUAUCAUAAGAUGGUCAUAUAGUCGAAGCCUCAAAAGUAGGACUUUUAACUCUUGGAAGUUAGAACGCCAAAGUACUCAAGAAUCC